AUCUCUUGGCAGAGCAAGAGGCAGCCCGUGGUAGCACUCUCUACCACUGAGAGUGAGUAUAUAAGUCUGUGUCAGUGCAUUCAGGAGGGUGUCUGGCUAAGGCGUUUGUUUGGGGAGUUUGGCCAUGAUCAUGCUGGUGGUGUGCCUGUGUUUGUGGAUAAUCAGUCUGCCAUUGCCCUUGCACAGAAUGCAUGCUUGCAUGGCCGCACCAAACACAUGCAGGUCCGGUGGCAUUUCAUUCGGGAGAUGGUAGCUGCGGGUGAGGUGAUUUUGCAGUGGUGCCCUACCAACCGUCAGGCUGCUGAUAUUCUUACCAAGUCUCUUCCAUUUGAGCAUCAUGGUGUGUGCAUGACCUUGCUCGGGAUGCAGCCCCAUGAUGACAGAGUUCCCGCAGCAGAUGCCGGCGUCUUGGUGCUCCUCUCCUUGGCGGACUCCAUGCUCUGGGUGGCCCCAACCCAUGGGCAAGGGGGAGUGGUGUGAAGGCAUUUGCCCUAUGGUGUUGAGCCACACCCAGCACGAGCAAGGGGGAGUGAUAAAUGUGUAGUGUUCUGUGGUGUGAUUUGCUCUAGCUGGCUGUGGGCUAUUGGGAUUUGGGCAAAAGAAUUGGGUUGGUUGGCUAGGUUUGAUCUCGUUACCUUUCCAACCCAUACUACCCCAUACCCACUACAACAUCUUUGAUGUUGCAGCUGUGGCACUUGGGAGUGUUAGGGUUUGGUUCAGGGCGAGGGUUGGUGUUGUUUGACAAUCAAAUACCCCAACUUUUCCAGAUCGAACUGCUUCCCUUCUCGUUUUUACUAGGUGAUUCAUGGCUGCCUAGCCAAAUUACCAGAAGACCCCCUCACACUGAUUUCGUCAUAAUCGGUGGCUCAGAUCUUGGUUAUGAACGUGCUUUACCAUUC
Molecule: messenger RNA, 899 nt
Organism: Closterium sp. NIES-67
Lineage: Eukaryota; Viridiplantae; Streptophyta; Zygnematophyceae; Desmidiales; Closteriaceae
Source: the annotation of a GenBank genome assembly